This is a messenger RNA of Sceloporus undulatus (fence lizard), 8946 nucleotides long. RefSeq names its product protein tyrosine phosphatase receptor type J (gene PTPRJ). Lineage: Eukaryota; Metazoa; Chordata; Lepidosauria; Squamata; Phrynosomatidae. Bases 322 to 4575 code for a protein of 1417 amino acids. The transcript is spliced from 26 exons. The record is from RefSeq and is a predicted model, not a curated record. Gene Ontology annotation, molecular function: cadherin binding; protein tyrosine phosphatase activity. Gene Ontology annotation, biological process: protein dephosphorylation; angiogenesis.
CAUGCUGCCGCCAGGCUGAACCGCUUCCUCCGAGGCUCCCUCCCAGGCGGCCGAAACGUCGCCCUUUUCAACUCCUGCCAAGGAGGGCGGCCCUUUCCUGGGGGAGCGAUGAUGAAUGGAGGCUGAGGAGGAAGGGAGGGCAGGGCAGCCAGGCCCAAGCCCUCUGGGAGCCUGAGUGACGACGGCGAAGCCACCGCCGACGCUGUCCACCCUUCCCUUCUUCGGUGCGUUUUGGCGGGCUGAGCGAGGAGCCCUCUGCCAUGGAGUAGCAGCAGCAGCAGCAGCAGCAGCAGCAGGGCAGCCUCCUUGGCCUCGAGGACCAUGAGGAGGCUGCUGCGGGCGCUUCCUUGCCUUCUCUUGGCGCUCUGCCUGGGAGAGAUAAGAGUGGAUGCUGUCUGUUCCAGUGAAUGCAGUUCUAUAAAUGAUGUACAAAUAUCAGCAACAGAAAUUCAAAUCCAAUUGCCUAGCAACUUUAUUAUAAGUAAUGUAACUUUUGCAAAUGGAACAGAAGUGAAGAUUCCACUAGGGAAUAGUUCAAUAUCUGGACUUGAUUCUGGCAUAGAGUAUAUUAUUUAUUUUACAAAUUCUACUGACACAUGCUGCAGAUCCAUCACAACAAAACCCAGUCCAGUUUCUGACAUCCACAUUGAAAACCUUAAUGCCUCAACAGUGAGUUUAACUUGGAAAAAUGAUGACCUACAUGCAUCUAAGUACAUAUAUUUAGUACAAAUAGAGGGAAAUGGGACUUCUUGGAAUAAAUCUUUUGAUACCGCCAAUGCUAUAAUUAGCAACUUGGAGCCUGGCACAUUGUACACAUUCAGCAUCUUUCCAGUAGCAGCUGAUAAUAAUACUGUAGGAGAGGCAAGCAAUACCACUGCUUAUACAAAACCCAGUCCUGUAUUUGAUCUUCAUAUUGCAAAUACCACUAAUACCACAAUAGCUUUGAAGUGGAAUAAUAAUGAUUCAAAUGCUUCUAGUUACAUGUACCAAGUACAAAUUGAAGGAGACAUUCCUACCAGGAUGACAUCUUCUAAUACCACCAGUAUUGUAUUUAAGAACCUAAAACCUGGAACAUCAUACACAUUCAAAAUCUAUCCAGUAGCAGCUGAUAAUAAAACUUUUGGAGACCUUGAAGAGAUUAUUGUUUUUACAAAACCCAAUCCAGUUUCUUAUCUCCAUGUUGAAAAUAUCAGCACUACUACAGUAACUUUAAAGUGGAACAACAGUGAUCCAAAUGCUUCUAACUACACUUACCAAAUACAAAUAGAAGGAAAUGGUACUUCCAGAAAUGAAUCUUCUAAUACUACCAGUAUAGUAGUUUGGAACCUGGAACCUGGAACACCAUACACAUUCAGAAUCUAUCCAGUUGUAUCUGAUAAUAACACUGUGGGAGAUUUGGAGGAGACAACCAUUUAUACAAGGCCCAAUCCAGUUUCUGACAUCCACUUUGAUAACAUCAGCAGCACAGCAGUGAAUUUAAUAUGGAAAAAUGGUGACCUACAUGCUUCUAAUUACACUUACCUUGUACAAGUACAAGGAAAUGGUAAUGCCUGGAAUGAAUCUUUUGAUACCACCACUGCAGUAAUUCAGAACUUGAAACCUGGAAUAUUCUACACAUUCAAGAUCUAUCCAGUAGCAGGUGAUAAAACUGUAGGAGAACCAAGCAAUAUAACUGCUAAUACAAAACCCAGUCCAGUUUUUGACAUCUAUACUGAAAAUGUCAGAACUAAUUCAGUAACAUUAAAAUGGAAUAAUAGUGAUCCAGAUGCUUCUAACUACACUUACCGGAUAAAAAUAGAAGGAAAUGGCACUUCCAAGAAUGAAUUUUCUACUACCAGUAGUUUGCUAAUUAGCAGCCUGGAACCUGGAACAUUGUAUAAACUCAUCAUCUAUCCAGUAGCAGCAGACAAUAGCACUGUUGGAGAUCCAAAUGAUACAACUGUUUAUACAAAACCUGAUCCAGUUUCUGACAUCUUUAUUGAAAGUUUCAGUUCCACAGCAGUGAAUUUAACCUGGAAAAACAAUGACUUACAUGCUUCUAAUUACACAUACCGAAUAGAAGUAAAGGGAAAUGGCACUUCCAAAGAUAAAUUUUCCGAUACCACCAGUAAGGAAAUUAGCAGUCUAGAACCUGGAACAUCAUAUACAUUCAACAUCUACCCAAUAGCACCAGAUAAUAAAACUUCAGGGGAGUUAAACAAUGUAACUAUUUACACAAGGCCCAGUCCAGUUUCUAACAUUUAUGUUGAAAGCAUCAGCACCACAACAGUGAAUUUAACAUGGACAAAUAGUGAUCUGCAUGCUCCUAACUACACUUAUCGAAUACAAAUAGAAGGAAAUUAUUCUGUUGGGAAUGAAUUUUUUGAUACCACCAAUGCAGUAAUUAACAACCUGGAGCCUGGAACAUCAUACAUAUUCGACAUAUAUUCAGUAGCAGCUGAUAAUAAAACUGAAGGAAAUCCAAACAAUGCAACUACCUAUACAAUGCCUAGCUCAGUGUCCAACAUCAACGUGACAGAUGUCAGUACAACAGUGGUCAACUUAACAUGGAAAAAUGCUGACAUGGCUUCUCUUCAGUAUUCCUAUAGGAUACACAUCACUGGGGGGACUGAUGAGAAUAUGACAUUCCAAACCAGUAAUGCUGAAAUUUCAAAGCUGAGCCCUGGUACUAAUUAUACAUUCAGCAUCUUCUCUGUAGCAGGAAAUGGCAAGACUGAAGGAAGUCCAAGCAGCAUAAAUUACUGUACAAAUCCAGCACCAGUGGAUGAACUAGUCUGUAAACCUGUGACCAAGCAGCCAGAAUUGAUAUUAAACUGGACUCCUCCAAAUGGGACAUAUGAAGGUUUCAGAAUUGAAGUCUUAAAUAACAUUUGGAUGGAAACGCUUAAUAGAGAAUACCAAACGUCAGUAAAAAGUCUGAAUUACUUUACCAACUAUACUGUUACAAUUAUAACCCGUUCAUGUGGAAAGGAGAGCUCACCUACAGAAAUUAGAUGCCUUACAAGUAUUACUGAUCCCCCAGUUCCAUCUGAUCCCCCUGCCAUUCUAGGAACCAGCCACUCUUCUUUGAAAGUUCAGUUUGAUAGCUUUGAUUCAAGUCAUGGGCCUGUAACAGCAUAUGCAAUAAUUGUUACAACUGCAGAUGUAGUCUCUAAUGAAUCCUUACAAUAUACUUACGAUGAUUUUGUCCAGAAGAAAACAAGCAGUUACGUUGCAUCUGUCAUCAGUGUAAAGCAAAAACGUUCAUCUUCCUCCUCCAUAAAUCCAGAUUAUGAUAUUGAUAUAGGAGAUGGAUCUACAGCAUAUGGUUAUGUCAAUGGGAAGUUAGAUCCCCUUGGUUCAUACAGGGCAUGUGUUGCUGGUUUCACUCACAUAGCUUUUUUGAAUAAGACUGUUGAGCUCAUCAAUAGAGAGGAGAGUUACGUCUCAUUUACACCUAUUUCAGGACCUGUUGUUUUACCUCAGAAUCCAGGUGUUGUCAUAGGAGCUGUUGUUGGAUGUGUUCUGGCUGCUAUUGUCAUUGCUGCAGUAGUGGGAUUCAUCUUCUGGACAAAGAGAAGGAAUGGUGGAAAAAAUACUGAAGUACCAAUUGGUUCAUUUGAACCUAAAAAAUCAAAAUUAAUUAAGGUUGAAAACUUUGAGCCUUAUUUUAAGAAACAAAAGGCUGACUCAAACUGUGGCUUUGCAGAAGAGUAUGAGGAUCUCAGGCUAGUUGGUGUGAAUCAGCCCAAAUUUGCAGCUGAACUGCCUGAUAACAAAGGGAAAAACAGAUAUAAUAAUGUCUUGCCAUAUGAUAUUUCUCGUGUAAAACUUUCCAUUCAGACUCAGCCAGGCAGUGAUUACAUCAAUGCAAACUAUAUGCCAGGAUACAACUCCAAGAAAGAGUUCAUAGCUGCACAAGGUCCUCUGCCCACCACUGUGCAAGAUUUCUGGCGCAUGAUCUGGGAGAAGAAUAUUUAUACAGUUGUUAUGUUGACUAAAUGUGUUGAACAAGGCAGGACAAAAUGUGAGGAGUACUGGCCAAACAAACAAUCCAAGAGCUAUGGAGACAUAACAGUAGCCAUGACCUCAGAAAUUGUUCUUCCAGAGUGGACGAUAAGAGAUUUCUCUGUGGAAAAGAGUGAUUCAUCGGAAAGUCACCCUGUGAGACAGUUUCACUUCACUGCCUGGCCAGAUCAUGGUGUUCCAGAAACAACUGAUCUCCUUAUUAGCUUCAGGCACUUAGUUCAAGAAUACAUGAAGCAGAACCCAUCAACAUCUCCUACACUAGUACACUGCAGUGCCGGUGUUGGGAGGACAGGAACUUUUAUUGCAAUUGAUCGUCUGAUCCAUCAAAUGGAGAUGGAGAAUACAGUAGAUGUAUAUGGUGUCGUAUAUGAUCUUCGAAUGCAUCGGUCCUUAAUGGUGCAAACGGAGGACCAGUAUGUCUUCCUAAACCAGUGUGUUUUGGACAUUAUUAAAUCUAAGAAGGAGAGGAAAACAGACCUUAUAUAUCAAAAUACAAAUGCCAUGGCAAUCUAUGAGAAUGUUACACCAUCACCACACACUGGGAAGGCAAAUGGCUACCAUGUAUAGCUGCAAAGGAAUGACUUGCCUCCUGCCUAUUACAUGGGAGAGGGAAUAUGCACUGUUUUUAUGCAUCUUUAAAUAGAAAGAUUUCUUUUCCAUUUUUAAAAUAAUGGAUUUGAAUAUGCACAUGUUAAAAAUCCUGAUGGGAACUGUAGUUUCUCUAUAGUAUUAAAGGGAAAUAUACUGUAUUUUACACAAGGGGUUUGCUUUGAAGAACUCAAAAAACUUCAUGUUAUUGGUAAGUUGAACUCAUACCAAUCAAAUGGUGAGAUACAUUAAAAAAAGAAUUACUUGGGUAAUUUUUAAAUUACUUUUUUUAAAAAAAAAUCACAUUCAGGCUCAUACUCAGAUUUGUUGGACACUGGUUCUAUUUUGCUCAGAUUUGUUGGACACGGGUUCUGUUCUAAGAGUUCCAGAGAUGAUGGUUUGCAUGUAUUGGUUUCUUUAACCAAUGAAUAUCUCCAUAAUAGUGACUGUUUUUUCUCUUCAAAAGCAGAACACAAAAAUCUUUUGCAAAUAGGAUAUUUUAGUAUGAAAUUGUGCCUUUUUUUCUAGCUAUUUUGCUAAACAUGAUCAGAGUGCUAUAUUUUUGUACCAAAGUUUUCAGUUGAAAUAGACCAUUUAAAUAAGACUAAUGUCAGUUUCUUAUGUGAAAUAGUUUUCUUGAUUCUUCCCUUGUGGAAAUGGGCAACCAUUCCUUGUAUUUCCUUUUCAUCUGCAAGGCUUUAUUCCAGAGUAAAUUCAUAGAAUCAUGUGAGGCCAACAACACUUGUGUGAUAUAUUGGUUGUAUCCAGUUGUGUUAUCUAUGAAGGACAGAGCUUUUUUUUUUUUACAUGGCUGUGGUGAAACAUUCCCAGGUUUCAUAUUCAUUGAAGAACAUUUCCUCUUUUCUUUUCCUGCACACAUUUGGUCCAAGCAUAUUUACAUUCUCUCAGUGCCAUUUUAUGUCUCUGGCUGAUUUCCACUUCUCAGCUCCAUUUUUGUCCUCCUUAGACCUCAGCCUCGUUUGCUCUUGGUGCCAUUUAAUCUUAUUGACUAUAGUGCUGUCAUAACUGUGCUUCCAAGAUGCCUGUAAACAUAACCAUGAGCAUCAAUACAGUUAAUUAAGUUAAGCAGCAGCGAGCAGAGAUAACUGAAGUUAGUGAGAUCAAAAGUGAAAGAAAGUGAUGAUGAAGUGGCAGGGUGUCAAAUUCAUUAAAAAUGUGAAUGGUCAAGUAUUAUUCUCAAUUAUUUUGCCUUGUAGAAUAAGCUUAUUUCAAAGCAAAUGCUUGAAAUUAGAGAAUGUUUGGUCCAGGUAAAUGAUAUCUCAAAACUUAUGAAAGCAGGAAUGCUAAGUGUGCACUGGCUAUCUUGACAUAGUGGCUCAAACUAUGUAGAGAGACAGUUAUCUGUAGCCUCUAGUAAGUCCAGCAUCACCACACACUGCCUCUAUAUCCUCUGGAUUCAACGCAGUUACAGGAGAGUAAUAAUGUUGGUUUCAUGGUAUGCAAAUAAGUAACAGGCAGUUGCCUUUCCAUCUGAUAAUAGACAUGCCAUUGGCAACUUUGAAUGCCAACUUGGUAAUUAGCAAUUAAUCCAAACUUGAUAAAUUUAUCACUUAAUAACUGUCACCUCCACUGAUCUUGGCAAUUGUCAUUAAGAUGAAGAGGAGGGCCAUGUAUCAGUCUGAGCUUUAACUGUGAGUGAGUGAGUGAGUGAGUGAGUGAGUGACCGACCCCCCUGGUCUGGUUCAUAUUUUUGUGUUCUUGUAUGUGAUAAGGACUUAUUUAAAAGUGCAAUAUUUGAUUUACUGAAUGAAUGGUUGCCUCUAUUUCCAUAGAGUUUACUCAGGUUCAGUGUCUCUUACUCGUUCUGUGGUUUAUGUUAAAUGAAGAACUCCUAUGGCAGAGUGAUCCCAGGAAGGUUCAUUGGCUUUAUUCUAAUUCUUAUGUGAAGUAAAUGUACAAAAAACUACUGGUUCUGCCAACUGCAGAAUAUUUUAGCCAGUUAAAACUGAGAUGUAUAUUUUUAAUGUUCAUAUGUAUCAAAGAAAUGUAAUUGCUCUAUCAUGUUUGUUUGUUUGUUUGUUUGUUUGUUUGCAUUAUGCUGCUGUAGUUGUAAUAGAUACGAUUAAUGAAAAUUGAAGGGUUCUCCAUUAAAUUAAUAUUGUUGGUACACUGUUGUUAAAAUUAUGAAGGCAUUGCUAAUGAAGGAAUUGUGGUCUGGGAAAUGGAAGGGGUUUGAGGUUUGGAUUUUGUUUUGUUUUAGUCAAUGCGCUGGCAGCAUUAGAAAUUGAUAUGAUCAUUGACUGUAUUAUAGAGCUUAAUCUGUAAAGUAUUUUAGUAUUGUGGACUUUAUUCUUCAGCUUUCUUUAGUGCCAAAACCCUUUGAAUUGCAAUGAGUUUGUAUAGCCAAAAUGUAAAUACAUCAUGGUUUUGAGAUACCUCCAAGCCUGUUUGUGUGGCAAAAUCUGUGAUGUCUUUUGGAAACAGAUUGCUCUAAAGUGCAAAAAUGGUUUUACAACCUGUUCUGGUGCUGUAGCGGUUCCAUCAUUUGUUGCUUUGUGUAUCUCUGAUAUUAGGUGAAAUGGCAUUGGAUUUUGGUGUAUGGGUCCAAAUACUUUCUAAUUAUUACAUUUUUAAAAAAUAAAAAGAAGGAAUCUAUCAGCUUUAUACAUCCCACAUUCUAAUGUAAGCAUUUUUACCUAUAAUUAAGCAGUACUUCAAAAACCUUAAUUUAGAAGCCAUCUUUGAAAUUUCAGGUUAUGCCUCCAUGUGGUAAUGUAGUUGUACUAGUGCAAAAGGAACACACAAUGCACAGAGGUUGGCUAGGAAUCAAACCACACAUUGUGUAAGGUUUAUCCUGAUUUAUUUGGAGAUAGAGAUUGGUAAGGACACAUAAAUGCUUUAUAAAAUUGGAUUCCUAUCUCCAACAAUCAUCAUACAGAAAGAAGCUUAGCACAAGGAUAUAUGUAACUAAGAGGUGAAGCAGGUAGCCUCUGGCCGCUCCAGCUGCGAUCGGCCUGGGACCACAGUGACCAGACAGCCCACUUCUGAAGCAGACCACCACCGCUGUCCCAAACAAGCCAUUGGCAAAGAGCGGUUUUUUGCUGAUCCUUUUCUUAGCAGCUUUAGGCUGCCUUAGGCAGCCUCAGAGCGGCUUCUGGCUACCUUAGAGGCAUGUGUCAUCUGCAAGCUAUACCCCCAAAACAGCCAGAAGCCACUCCUUUUGGCCUAUCUGUUUCAGGCCUAACAUAAAAAGCACUGAUUUGUGGUAACCAAAUCUUAACACAAUGACUGAUGCCAGGAACCUUCACACAUUCUGAAAUAAAUUCAUUGACAUGUAAAUCAUUUACCUUAUGCGCUUGCAGAAGUUAGAUCAAAAAUUUACACAUACGCACACGCACACAAUCUGACCAUGGGGAAAUAUGUGCUUUAACUGAUGUUGUUGCAAGCCUAUUCUAAAGUUACACCCCAUUCAUGGGAAGACAACAGUUGUUUGAUUAUUUCAUUUGGCUGCAUCCUAAGCACUUGUUUUUCUGUCAGGCAUGGCCCCACCGAGGUUAGGGUGGAAUAGCUUUCUUUGCACAAGAGACUUUGAGGCAGCAAUAAAGGGCAGCUAACUGUCAUCUAUUUAGUUUAUUAUUUUGACCACUAUGGGGACACAGGUAGUUUUUCUCUGACACCAAAAUGCCUUGGUCUUUCCUAGUUUGCUGGUACAGAGGCAGCCAAGCAGGAUAUCUAAAUGGCUUGAAUAGAAAUAGUUUCUCACUGGUCUGCUUAUUAAGUAAUUUUCUUUUGAUGUAGGCUUGGAAGUUAUCAACAACACCUCUGAGCACAUCAUUAAUGUUGCUAGGAGUGUUCAGAUCAUCCAUUCCAAGUCUUAAAACUCGGAGUAGCAAUGUAAGGGUUAGGAGUCAAAGUAAAGACAGAAUUGUACAUGUAGGCAAAAAUUUUGAUUGCAGUGUUUGCUACUGCAGUUCUCACUAUCAGUAAGACAAGAUCUUAAGUUUAAACAGCAACAACCUCUUAGACUCCAGUUCUGUAGAUUCUUACAGGAACAUAAGUCAUGCUCAGAUCCCUGGGACCUACUUCAGAGUAGACAAGCCUAAGAUUUUACUGUUAAGCAGUGAGAAUUACAGUAAGACCAGUAUCAAGCAAAAACCUCGUGCCUCUUCUUUCUCUCGGUGCUUGCCAAUAUGUAACUGGAUAUUUUAUUUUUCUUAAUUACACAAGGCCUAAUGUUAAAAAGGGAUUCUUCUUUGUACAUCAGAUGUUGAUGUUAAGAUUGUGCUUUCAAAUUAUGUACAAUUAACGUUUGCAGUAUACCAUUCUUAAUUUUAAUGGUUUGAUCAUCUUUCAGUGACCCAAAAGUAACUAAAUAAAACAUUGACAUCA